This is a messenger RNA of Rotaria sp. Silwood1, 1221 nucleotides long. The record is from the annotation of a GenBank genome assembly. Lineage: Eukaryota; Metazoa; Rotifera; Eurotatoria; Philodinida; Philodinidae.
AUGAUUGUACCAGGAAUUUGGUGGUUAUCUUUUGUAUGUUUUUUAACUUUAGCGGGCAAUGUCCUUGUUAUAUUAGCUGUUUAUCGUGAAACAUCACUUCAUUCUCCAACAUAUUAUUAUAUUGUUUCAUUGGCUGUUGCCGAUCUUUGUGUUGGAGUUAUUGUUAUACCAUUAGCAAUAUUUUUUGAAUUAUCAACACCCACAUCUUAUCAUUUUUUAUGUCAUUUAUGGCAUAUAACUGAUGUUGGCGCAUCAACAGCAUCAAUUCUUGCUUUAUGUGUUAUUGCACUCGAUCGAUAUAUAGCAAUAACUUCACCUAUUCGAUAUCCAAGAUCAUUUAUAGCUCGACAUUCAUCAAUUGUUAUUGCUGUAAUAUGGUUUUGUUCAGCAAUUAUUGCUGGUCCAACAGUUAUUUUUUUAGGACGAAGAACAAAUUUAUUAGAAUCUGAUAUAAAUCUGUUAAAUAAAACAAUUGAUGAUCGAUGUGAAUUUCCUUCUGAUCCCGUAUUUAUAAUUGUAUCAUCAUCAGUAUCAUUUUAUAUUCCACUUGUAAUAAUGGUAUUUGUCUAUGGACGAAUAUUAAUAUUUGCUCGUAGACAAAUGACAGCAUUAAGACAAGGUUAUAAACGUACAACAAGUGGUGAAACAUAUCAAUCGUCUCCAAAAGUACCUCGAUUUUGUUUUCGUACAGGAAAAACUCGUAAUAGACCAGCAAUAAAAACAAUUGAAAAUAUAAAUGCAAUAUCAAAUACACCUGAAACAAUAACAUUAAGAAUACAUCGAGGAAAAUAUUGUCGAUCUCCAUCAUUACCACCAAUAAUACCAACUCAUCAUCGUGUUAGUCAUAGAUCAUUUCCCGUUAUUGUUUUACGUCGUUUACGUAAACUUCAUCAUAGUAAAAAUUGGUCACGAUUUUCAACUGAACAUAAAGCAACAAAAGUUUUAGGAGUUGUUAUGGGUGUAUUUAUUGCUUGUUGGUUUCCAUUUUUCUUUUUUCUUGUUCUUACAGGAGUAUUUAAUAUUCAUUUUAAAAAUUCACAAGAACAACUUUUUCGUCUUUUUACUUGGCUUGGUUAUACCAAUUCAGCUCUUAAUUUUCUUCUUUAUUCAUUAACAUCAAGAGAAUUUCGUUUAGCAUUUAUGAAACUUCUUUGUCCUCGUCGUUAUGUACAACGUUUAUUAAAACAACAUAAUCGUGCAAAACAACCACAAAGAGUUUAA